Molecule: messenger RNA, 7967 nt
Organism: Physeter macrocephalus (sperm whale)
Lineage: Eukaryota; Metazoa; Chordata; Mammalia; Artiodactyla; Physeteridae
Gene: RADIL
Product: Rap associating with DIL domain
Exons: 20
Coding region: 738-4166 (1142 amino acids)
Biological process (GO): signal transduction; substrate adhesion-dependent cell spreading; neural crest cell migration
Cellular component (GO): microtubule
Molecular function (GO): GTPase binding
Source: RefSeq, a predicted model, not a curated record
AGAGAGAAGCUGACCAUCUAAGCCAAGGAGAGAGGGCUCAGAAGAAAUCAACCCUGCCGGCAUCUUGAUCUCGGACUUCUAGCCUCCAGAACCCUGUUCGACCUCUCUGGGUGUACCAACAUCUGCCUCACGAGAGCUGAUGGGAGCUUUAGAUGAGAUGACCAACGUAAAGCCCCUGGCAUAGAGUCUGGCAUACAGUAGGUGGUCAAUGAAUGUCUGUUCCCUCCUCCCCACGUUCCCCUUCGCAAAUUUGGGGUCAUUACCAUAUAACUUUAUACCCCAAUCGCUGUCAACAAAAAGAUUCACUCUCAGGGUCAGAAUUCAAGAAUUCAUCUUUUUAUCCGAGGCCACGUGAAUCGCCCAGGUCUAGACCUGAGCAGACAAAGGGAGCUGUCUGUGAGAAUCCUUUCUCCAAGGCGAAACCCCAGCCCGACGACCGGUGCCAAGAAAUCGGACUCUUCCUUGAGAACAAGAGAAAAACAUUCUCCAGGAGAAGCAACAGCAAGCGACCUACAGCCUUGGGCCCCUGUUUCUCCGAGUAUUUGUGUGAAAGAGGAGAGAACUGAGCAGAAAAGGAAAAGGCAGAAGGCGCCGUGGUUUGAAGCUGCUGACGUGGUGUGCGAACCAAAGCCGUGUGCUUUGUCAUGUGAGGACUUCUGGAAACGCUUCUGUUGACGUGGCCUUUUCCCUGCCGUUGGCCAGAGCCCUCGGUGCUGGUCCAUGAAGACGGGCCCACCAUGUUCUAUGGGACCCACUUCAUCAUGUCCCCACCCGCCAAGAGCAAGCUGAAGCGGCAGGGCCAGCUGCUGUCCAGCGUGCUGUCCCGGACGCUGAGCUACAAGUACCGUGACCUGGACGCCACCUGCUCCAGCCUGGGCGCCGGCGACGACCCGGCCGAGCUCUCCACCCAGCUCUCGGCCCCUGGGGUCCUGAAGGUGUUUGGGGACAGCGUGUGCACGGGCACCCACUACAAGAGUGUCCUGGCCACCGGCGCGUCCAGCGCCCGGGAGCUGGUGAAGGAGGCCCUGGAGCGCUACGCCCUGAGCCCCGAGUGCGCUGGCCAGUACGUGCUGUGCGACGUGGUGGGCCAGGCCGGCGACUCCGGGCAGCAGUGGCAGGCCGAGGGCUUCCGGGUGUUCGGCGACAACGAGAAGCCCCUCCUGAUCCAGGAGUUAUGGAAACCCCGGGAAGGCCUGUCCCGGAGGUUUGAGCUGAGAAAGAGGUCGGAGGUGGAGGAGCUGGCAGCCAGGGACGUGGACACCGUGACUGCAGGGAUAAACGCCCAAGCCCGGAGACUGCAGCGGAGCCGCGCCAAGGGAACCCCAGCCCCGGCCGCGGGGGGAGCCUGGAGCCCCCCUCCACCCCGGCUGCGCCGCACGGUCAGCGAGACCAGCCUGGGCUCGGCCGCCGCCCCGCCAUCCGCUGCCCGGGGCCCCGAGGAGCCCGGCCGGGACGCCAUGCGCUGCUCCCUCUACGAAUCGCCCCACCUGCUGCUCCUGCAGGGCUACAGCCAGCAGCACGACAGCCUGGUCUACGUGCUCAACCGGGAGCGGCACACGGUGGGCCAGAGGACCCCCUCCAGCAGGCCCAGCAUCAGCCUCUCGGCCCCCGACAUCCUGCCCCUGCACUGCACCAUCCGCAAGCGCCAGCUGUCGGGCCGCGCGCAGGCGGGGGCACAGCUGGUCCUGGAGCCCAUCCCCGGGGCGCCCGUCUCGGUCAACUUCUCGGAGGCGGGGGGCCGCGCCGUGGCGCUGCGCCACGGGGACCUGCUCUCCCUGGGCCUGUACUACCUGCUGCUGCUGAAGGACCCGGCGCAGGCCCAGCCCCUGCCCGCCCAGGCCCUGGCCCGCCUCCGGGCCGUGCCGGAGAGCUGCAGGAUGUGCGGCGCCCCGCUCCGCGCCCGGGCCGCCUCGGCCUCCGCGAGGCCCGUCCCCCGCCGGCCGCGGCCGCUGCACCUGGAGUUCGAGCCCGACGUGGAGGAUGCGCUGCUGCAGCGGAUCACGACGCUGGUCGAGCCGUGCGGCGACGACCACAAGCUGACCCCCGCCUUCCUCCUCUGCCUGUGCAUUCAGCACUCGGCCACGCGCCUCGAGCCGGGCUCCCUCGGGCGGCUCCUGCUCAAGAUGGCCAAGAUGAUCCGAGAGACCGUCUGGGAGAAAACCAAAGAACUCGCCGAGAAGCAGGCGCACCUCCAGGAGCCCCUCUCCACGGCCAGCUUCACCAUGGCGGGCCUGGUUCCGGAGCUGCAGCACAUCCUCUUCUGGAUGUCCAACUCGGUCGAGCUCCUGUACUUUAUCCAGCAGAAGUGCCCACUCUACAUGCAGAGCCUGGAGGAGGAGCUGGACGUCACAGGCUCGAAGGAGUCCCUGUUCUCCUGCGCCCUCACGGCCAGUGAGGAGGCCAUGGCAGUGCUGGAGGAGGUCGUCCUGUACGCCUUCCAGCAGUGCGUGUACUACGUCUCCAAGUCCCUGUACGUGUGCCUCCCGGCCCUGCUGGAGGGCCCCCCCUUCCAGCUGGAGUGCCGCGAGAGCUGGGGCUCGGCCCCUCCGCUGCCCGAGGAGCUACACCGCGUCGUGUCCGUCUACCAGGCCACCCUGGACCUCCUUCGGCCGCUGCAGGUGCACCCCGAGAUCGCCGCCCAGCUGCUGGCCUACCUCUUCUUCUUCUCCGGCACGCUGCUCUUCAACCAGCUCCUGGACAAGGGGCCCUCUCUGAGUUGCUUCCACUGGCCCAGAGGCGUCCAGGCCUGUGCCCGCCUGCAGCAGCUCCUGGAGUGGGCGAGGAGCGCCGGCUUUGGCGAGGCUGGAGAGCGCUUCUUCCGGAAGCUUUCCUGCACGCUCAACCUGCUGGCCACGCCCAGUGCCCAGCUCGUCCAGAUGAGCUGGGCGAACCUGCGGGCCGCGUUCCCUGCCCUGAGCCCCGCGCAGCUGCACCACCUGCUGACCCAGUACCAGCUGGCCUCGGCCAUGGGCCCCAUGAGCGCCUGGGAGCCGUGUGCCCAGGACAGCCCCGCAGCCUUCAAGUCAGAGGAGGUCCUGGAGUCCUAUGAAAACCCCCCACCCAUCGUCUUGCCGAGCGAGGGCUUCCAGGUGGAUCUGGAGGCCGACUGCCUGGACGACAGCCUCCACCAGCACCUCCUCUACAUCCGCCACUUCCUGUGGAGCCUGCGGAGCAAGGCCAGCCCCGGCGGCAGGCCCGCCCAGCCGGAGUGUCUCCAGGGCCCGCACCACACCAGCCCCGAGGGCCGCCCUGAGGACCAGAGCCGCCCCCUGGCUUCCAGGGACCCCGGCAGGGGAGCCCGUGAGGCCGGCCCGGAGCGCCCUCCUCCUUCCGCGGGGGACCCCCAGGCACAGGGCCCUCUGGGAAGGCCGCCCGGCCGCGCGAGCCGCGGGGGGCCCCAGGCCGGGGACCCACACGGGGACCCCUCAUGCCUGCUCGCGCCCCCCGGCACCCCGCUCAGCCUGGAGCCCACCGUCCCCGACUGGCCAGAAGGCGGCAGUGCCCGCGGGGAAGUGCUCCUGGAAGGCAGGAGGAACGGGCCGAGCGGCCCGCGGUGCGCAGCCCCAGAAGCUGGAGCGCGGCCCCUCUGGGCUGGGCAUGGGCCUGAUGGACGGGAUGCACACGCCGCUGGGCGCCCCAGGGCUCUACAUCCAGACCCUGCUCCCGGGGAGCCCCGCAGCAUCCGACGGGCGCCUGUCGCUGGGAGACCGCAUCCUGGAGGUGAACGGCAGCAGCCUGCUGGGCGUCAGCUACCUGAGAGCCGUGGAUCUGAUCCGACACGGGGGAAAGAAGGUGCGGUUUCUGGUUGCCAAGUCCGACGUGGAGACGGCCAAGAAGAUCCGCUUCCGCACGCCCCCUCCCUAGGCGCCGUGCAGGGGCGGCCCGAGCGCCUACACCUGCGGCUCCCAGUCGGCCAGCGCCGUAAAGGCCGUGAGGACAACCCGACAGAGCCCAACCUCUGGAAGCAGCCACCCUCGUCCGCCCUCGGCGCGGCUGCCCCGGGCGCCCGGCCCAGAGUGGGAUCCAGCCACCUACAGACACAAGCACAGGCGCGUGGGGGACGAGGAAGAGGAGGAGACGGCGUUGAGAGGCCGGGUCCGGUCUGCUGCGCGCCGGGGCGACCCAGGGAGAAGCUGCCAGCACGUCCCACCAUUAAUUACGCCUGAGACGCCUUCCCAGAAGGGUGCCGCCCCUCGCCCGUACCCCAGAUUCGUCCCUCUCACCGUAUCCUCCCAAUCCCAGGGUUCUUCCUAAAGGCAGUCUGCCUACCCCCUUCAGCAGCUCUCCACUGCUUUCAGACCCAAACUCCCGGGUGCUAGCCAUGCUCGCGGGCCGUCUCGUCCCGUUUCUCCUGCCUCCGCCCCUGGCACGGACCCUCUGCCUGAAACGCUCUUGACUGCUUCCCUCGCGGCUGAGGCGUCGCGCACCCUGAGCUGCCGUGUAGCUGUCUUGUCCUUCAGGAGCCUCCCCUGGCCGCUCCCCCUCCCCCCUACCCAGGUCCCACUUUCUUCACUUGUUUGCAGUUCACAAGCCACGCUUCUGAUAACCUUCCCCAGCCUUGCUUUCCAUCUCUGAAAAAUACAGAGAGAACUAAAAUUUACUCCAAAUCCUAACUCCCAAACUUUAGUAAUCUGUUUUAAAGUGCCACCAAAAAUCACCGGCUUAAUUAAAGAAAAAUAGUGAAAACUAGUAAGACUCAACUGAUUGAUUGAUAGUUAUUAACUUUCCUCAAAUCCCACCAGAGAGGAAUUCCCACCCACCCGAGACAGAAAGAGAGAGAAACAGGAAUUACAUAGCGAAGGCUGUUGCUUCUGCCUUGCAGCCUGUACAUUUAUGACCUUGAAUAGAAGAUGAGCUGGGUGUUCUGAGUGGGUCUCAGUUCUUUCUUACACGUCCCCUGGCAAGAACUCUAGGCUGAGCAUGUCGCAUGCUGAGUGCGAUGCUAGCAUUUAAAGAUAAUGUGUUUUCAGGGAGAGGAGAUCAAGAUGGCAGAGUAGGACACGGAGCUCACCUCCCACCACGAACACAGAAAAAAUACAUCCACACUGAAAACAAACUGGAGACCGGCAGAAACGCUCCUGUGCAACCAAGGCUGUGAGAAAGAUCCGUGCGGGCUUGGGGAGGAGGAGCGAUGGGUUGGACCUGCGCCCCUAGUAGGGGACGCAGCAGAGGAGGGGAGUACUCGGGCUCAGAGACCUCAGUGGGGAGGUAAGGGGUUCGAACCACACAUUGAGUAUCCCAGCCUCGGGGGCCGACACCAAGAAGAUGAGUUCCCUUGGCCGGUUUGAAAACCAGUGGGACCGACAGCGGGGCUGUAAGAGACCUAGACUCCACUCGUGAAGCGUGGCCGCCGGCUUGCUGGCUCCUGAGAUAAGGCAGAGGAAGCAGACUGAGACUGCCCGGGGCUCUGGCUGGUUGCCCGUGAUCACCCAGCACCCGCCCCAGCCCCAGCCCGAGCUGAGCACCUGCCCCAGCCCCUCUUGCUCCAGCACUGCUUCCCCUUUGGGGGAAAGAUGCUGCUGCUGGGAGCGGGGAGAGCACACACUUGGAACAGAACCAGCUUGGACCCGACCCUCAGGUCAGCUGCUCCAGCAAACUGGGACCCGCCCUGACAGGGCAGUGAUGGCCACUGAACAGAUGAGAAGCUCCAGCUCACACCUGGCUCUGGCUCCAGCCCCUUUACAUCUCCAGCCACACCUCCUACCAAGGCGACAGCUGCCAGCACACCCUGGGGGAAGAUGUGACUCCCGUUCCCCCACCAAAGCCACUGGGCGCACGCAGACUGUAUGUACAGGGACGCUCCCACACGAGGACACCCCUUCAAGACCACGAUAGGUGACUGUUUCACCUACUUUCACAGAGACAGAAAAAGCCAAGCAAAAUGAGAAGACAGAGGAAUUUGUUUCAAAUGAAAGAACAAGAAAAAAAAACUGAAAAAAAAAAACAACCAAUGGAACAGAGAGAAAUAAUUUACCAGAUAAAGAGUUGAAAGCAUUAGUAAUAAGAAAGCUACUUGAACUAGGAAAAAGAAUAGAUAAACAUGGGACUUUCCUGGUGGCGCAGUGGUUAAGAAUCCGCCUGCCAGUGCAGGGGACACGGGUUCGAGCCCUGGUCCAGAACAGAGCAACUAAGCCCAUGCUGCACAACGAGAAGCCACCGCAAAGAGAAGCCUGUGCACCGCAACGAAGAGUAGCUCCCCUCGCUGCAACUAGAGAGGCUGCGCACGGCAACAAAGACCCAAUGCAGCCAAAAAUAAACAAAUAAAUAAAUAAAAGGAUCCACCUGCCAAUGCAGGGGACACGGGUUCGAGCCCUGGUCCAGGAAGAUCCCACAUGCCACGGAGCAGCUAAGCCUGUGUGCCACAGCUACUGAACCCGUGUGCCACAACCACUGAAGCCCGCACGCCUAGAGCCGGUGCUCCACGACAAGAGAAGCCACUGCAGUGAGAAACCCACGCGCCACAAAGAUGAGUAGCCCCCUGCUUGCCGCAACUAGAGAAAGCCCACACACAGCAACAAAGGCCCAACGCAGCCAAAAUAAAUAAAACUUUUUUAAAGAAAGGGCAAUAAGACUAAAUCCAUGUUUACCUACAAUUUCUCACCCUUGAUAUUAAAAACAACAAAAAAAGAGUAGAUAAACACAGUGAGAAUUUUAACAAGGAACGAGAACAUAUAAAAAAAUAAUCAGAGCAGAAGAAUACAAUAACUGAAAUGAAAAACAUACUGGAAGGAAUUAACAGCAGACUAGGUGAUACAGAAGAACACAUAAGUGAGCUGGAAGAAAGAAUAAUGGAAAUCACCCAAUUAGAACAGCAAAAAGAAAAACACAUUAGGGCUUCCCUGGUGGUGCAGUGGUUAAGAAUCUGCCUGCCAAUGCAGGGGACACGGGUUCGAGCCCUGGUCCGGGAAGAUCCCACAUGCCACGGAGCAACUAAGCCCGUGCGCCACAACUACUGAGCCUGCGUGCCACAAUCACUGAAGCCCGCAUGCCUAGAGCCGGUGCUCCACAACAAGAGAAGACACUGCAAUGAGAAGCCCACGCACCGCAACGAAGAGUAGACCCCGCUCGCUGCAACUAGAGAAAGCCCGCGUGCAGCAACAAAGACCCAACAUAGCCAAAAAUAAAUAAAUAAAAAUAAAUUAAUUAAAAAGAAAAACGGGGCUUCCCUGGUGGCACAGUGGUUGAGAGUCUGCCUGCCGAUGCAGGGGACAAGGUUUCGUGCCCCGGUCCGGGAAGAUCCCACAUGCUGCGGAGCGGCUGGGCCCGUGAGCCAUGGCCACUGAGCCUGCGCUCCACAACGGGAGAGGCCACAACAGUGAGAGGCCCGCGUACUGCAAAAAAAAAAAAAAAAAAAGAAUUCUAAAGGCAGCAAGAGAAAAACAAUCACAUACAAGGGAACCCCCAUAAGGCUAUCAGUGGAUUUUUCUGCAGAAGCUUUUCAGACGAGAAGGGAGUGUCAUGAAAUAGAUUUAAAGUGCUGAAAGGAAAAACCUACAAUCUAGGAUACUCUACCCAGCAAUGUUAUCAUUCAGAAUUAAAGGAGAGAUAAAGAACUUCUCAGACAAGCAAAAACUAAAAGAGUUCAUCAACAUUACACUGACCCUAAGAGUUAAAGGAUCUCCUCUAUGUGGAAAAGGCUAGAACAAGAAUUUACAGAAAAGGAAGAAGUCCCACCAGUAAAGGCAAAUAUAUAGUAAAGGCUGUGGGUCAAAUAUAUAGUAAAGGCUGUGGGUCAACUAAUUAAAUAAGCUAGUACAAAGGUCACCAUGUAUGAACCCCAUGGUAACCACAAAUCAAAAUCGAUAUCGUGAAAAUGGCUAUAUUACCCAAAGCAAUCUACAGGUUCAACGCAAUCCCUAUCAAAUCACCAUUGGGAUUUUUCACAGAACUGGGACAAGAAAUGUUACAGUUUAUAUGGAAACACAAAAGAGCCCAAAUAGCCAAAGCAAUCUUGAGAAAGAAAAACG